Messenger RNA from Oikopleura dioica, 1317 nucleotides. Lineage: Eukaryota; Metazoa; Chordata; Appendicularia; Copelata; Oikopleuridae. The record is from the annotation of a GenBank genome assembly.
AUGAUACUUCCGCUUUUAUUUCUCGUCGCUGAGGGGUUCAUACCUGAACAAGCGAUCGGUUUCAACCAGAGAACAUGCCCAGAUCAGGAUGUUGGCGAGGAAUGCGAGGCUACUUGCAGAAUGAGCUAUUUGGAUUGUCGAAAUGCCUGUGCUGAUCAUGUUUGUGAGACUCUUUGCUUGGAAAAUUUUGUCUAUUGUGCGGAAGAUUGUCCCUGCAAUCUGAACUGUUUGGAUGGAUGCGAAGGAUGUGAAAGUCCCUAUUGUGUUUGCAGGAAUCCAGAAGAAGAUGCAGAUACAUUGAAAUGCAUUAAGGAAGCUAUCGAUGAUCAGGUGAAAUGUCAACUUAUGUGCAGCCCAACUGAUAAUGAUUGCUACUCAAAAUGCUUUGAAGAAUUUCUCGUGGCGAAAGAAAAUUGUCCAUGCAUGUCAAAUUGCUCUAAUGGAUGUCCUUGUCCAUCAUACUCGUGUGGUAACUCUCUUGGAAAUAGUCUUCCAGUUCUCGUCUUGUCCGACAAAGGAAGCAACAGACUUUCCUAUAUUUUUACAGCAGAAGAAACGAUUGUAGAAAAUGUUGUCAUCAACACUCCAGCGCAAGGAUAUCUUGAACGCGUUGGUUUUGGAACUUUGAAUGGGGAACAUUAUAUUUUUGGAGGUUCAGGCGCUCCACGAAAAGUUGCAAAACUUGUUGGUUGUAGUUUUGUCGAGCAACAAAUUCAAUUGGUUCAAGAUUUUAAUCUGUACGAAGGGGCGACACUCACGAUGGACAAAAUAAACAAAGUUCUGCUUUGCUUCGGUAGUAGUGGUCAUACAUCUUGUCAAUUUUUCGACGGCGUGAAAGCAGAAGAAACCUUCUCAACAAACUAUAGCCAUCGAUAUACGUGUCUGGCAAAUUAUGGCGAGUGUCCUCUCGUUGUUGCCGGACUCAGUACCGAUUCUGUCGAAAUCUUAAAAGAAAAUGGGUGGCAAGACUCUGUGAGCCUGAAUAUCAAAUCUCAUGUUUGUUUUGAUGUUGAUGAAGGAGUGAUUGUUAUCUCUGGCUGGACGAACACCGGGGAUGGGGGGAACUUUAAUGUUUUCUUCCUAAAAGAUGAUCAGUGGAGAAAUGUUGGACAAGUCUCGACACACCAGAAUAUUGCUUCUGCGCUUAAUUUGGUUGAUCGAUUUUACGUUUUCAGUGGAGAAAUGGGAAAAGUAGUUCAAAAUAUCAACUGGAAUGGAGAAACCGUUACAGCCACCGAGAUAGUUCAUACUCAUCUUGAUGAUUUCGCUCGACCUGCUCUUUUUUCUAUACCAAGUAGUUCAUUCUGCAUUGUCUGA